Microplitis demolitor is the source of this 456-nucleotide messenger RNA. Its product is annotated as probable inactive peptidyl-prolyl cis-trans isomerase-like 6. The transcript has 5 exons. Gene Ontology annotation, biological process: protein peptidyl-prolyl isomerization. Gene Ontology annotation, molecular function: peptidyl-prolyl cis-trans isomerase activity. NCBI's taxonomy places the organism in Eukaryota, Metazoa, Arthropoda, Insecta, Hymenoptera, Braconidae. The coding region runs from base 1 to 456 and encodes 151 amino acids. The record is from RefSeq and is a predicted model, not a curated record.
AUGGAGACUGAAGAAAUUUCUUUAUAUUAUGAUAAAUUGCCCCGGACAUGUGAGUAUUUUAUAAACCUCUGCAAUGGUGAUAAAAUAAAAAAAAAUGGUGAAUAUUUAUGGUACAAAAAUUCAACAUUACAUCGUAUUGUUAAAGAUCGUUGGCUUCAAUUUGGUGAUUUAGGAUAUGAAAAUAAUUUUACUGAUGAGACUACAAUAGAAGCUGAAAAUUUCACAAUUUUUCAUGAUCGUCGCGGAGUUAUUUCAUUGGCUAAUGAUGGAAAAAAUCACAAUGGUCCACAAUUUGUUGUCUCAUUAAAUCCUAAUCCAUGGAUGGAUAAAUAUUACGUUGCAUUUGGACAACUAAUUGAUGGUGCAAAGACAUUAGAACAAAUUCAACAACUGCAGACUUUUUAUGAGUCACCUUUAUUAAAAAUAAUAAUUACUGAGUGUGACAAUAGCGAAUAA